This is a messenger RNA of Trematomus bernacchii (emerald rockcod), 3304 nucleotides long. It is a transcript of the gene iqce, whose product is annotated as IQ motif containing E. Gene Ontology annotation, molecular function: protein binding. The transcript has 21 exons. Bases 335 to 2512 code for a protein of 725 amino acids. Lineage: Eukaryota; Metazoa; Chordata; Actinopteri; Perciformes; Nototheniidae. The record is from RefSeq and is a predicted model, not a curated record.
UUGCUAGACGACUCAAGCUGCAACACUGGUGUGAAAACAGAAGCCUCUACAUGGAAACAAAGCAACAUUUUAACGGAUUUAAUGAAGAUAUGGUCAACAGUGAUUAUCACAGCAUCACUGUUUCAUUACGAGGAGAAACAACAGUGUCAAUGUGGACCAAUAUCCGAGUUGUAGUUGACGUCUCUUUUGUUGCCCCAUGUUUUUACUACUAACGUUAGCAGCAGAGGCAACCUGAAGUUAGCCUUUUUGACUCUGAAAAAAUGAGAGGAUUAACGUAGACACGGAGAAAGUCUUUUAAGUUUGGCAACUUAACGUAAGUGUUUGUUUACCAGCUAUGUUUGGUGCAAGUGCUAAGAUGUCUCUGGAGGCGAGUGAUGUCCAAACAGAUGAAGACUUCGAGGAGCUGGUUGAAGAUGGCUUUUCUUUCUCUGCUGAUUUUUUGGAAAAGAAAACAAGAAGAAAGAGAUCUUCUAGCAAGCCUCCUCCGUCUCCAAGGUCUCCAUACCUCUCCAGUAUGAAUGUAAACCCCAGAAGAGCAGCGGUGGCGGCCUGGCGGCUGCCGAGGGCCUCGCUGGGGGACACCAGGGGGGACACCAGGGGGGACACCAGGACACACACACCUGGGGACGGUGGCUCAGCUCGCAUCACAUCCCUCAGCAACGGCCACGAUGUGUCGCAGACGCUGAGAUCUGAGUAUGAUGCCACACCAGAGCUACUCAGACAGACCUUGAGCAUGAAGAAACACAAAAAUCUCCUCUCUGGAUCCAACGGCAUCACCCACAGCACAGGUGACUACAGAGACAAGGAGGACAUGUACGAUGAGAUUAUUCGCCUCAAGAAGACUCUCCAGGCUCACAAGUCCGACAACCAGAAAAUGAAAGCCAAACUGCGCCGCCUGGAGGAAGAUAACGCCAAAAGAGAGAAACAGAUAGAAGAACUGUUGGAUCCCACUAAAGGAUCUGAUUACACUCGAAGUUUGGUGGAUAAGAAAAAAGAAGGGAGUGUGGUGAUCAAUGGGCUGAAACAGAGAAUCCUGAAGCUGGAGCAGCAGUGUCGAGAGAAAGAAAAUGCCCUGAGUAAACUACAAAGUGAGCUGAGGACCACCAACCUGGAGGAACUGAAGAUCACAGUGGAAACAUACUUUGACGAGAUCCAGAGGCUAAGGAUCCUUCUGGAAGCUGCAGAGAAAAGCAGUCGAACAGAGAGUAAAUGCUCCCAGAGGCAGCAGAAGGUUUUAAGCUCCACGGUGCACCGUCUGUCUGAGAACCUGAAGCAGCUGCAGCAGGAGAACACGGCGCUCAGAGAGGAGCUCGACACGGACAGUCCUGCAGGAGGAAUCAAAGGCUACAGAGAGUGGAGUAAACAGAGACUGUUGAGAAGGCUGUUGGAGGUGGAGAAGAGGCUGGAGGACAGCAGAAGUCACGCCCACUCAGCAAAUCAAAGCAGCCGAUUGGAUCAGGAGGUCCAGGCCACACCCAUGGAAAUUCUAGGGCUUACCAUGGCAACAGAGGCAGUGGUCUCCGUGGGAACAAGCACUGAAGCAGGGGAAGAGGUUUCUGAAAUGAGAGAACGCCUCGGCCAAUCAGAGAAGGAGCAGGCGGAGCUUCAAGAGAGGCUGUCUAAUAAAGAUGAUGAAUUGAGACAGUUGAGGACAGGAAGAGAAGAAUUGGAGACAGAGACAGAGCGAUGGAAAGCCGAGCAGACGAUUGACCGCGACAAAGAGAGACAGCAGCAUAAAGAGGAGUUGGACCUGUUUUUGGCGAGGAUCCAAACUCUGGAAGACAGAAGCAAAGCUGCAGCAGAGGAGCCUCCUUCUCUCUCUGACACAUCGCCAGAGCACCAUGAGGACUCUGAGGCUGGAGCCGCUGUGGAAGAGAGAGGAGACGGAGACACUGGAGGGGCAGGAGAGAAGGAGGUGGGAAGAGAGGAAGACAUGUGUAGAGAAGAAGAGGAGGAGAAAGAAAGAGAGAAAGCAACGUUGGUCAUCCAGACACACUGGAGAGAGCACAGGAACAGGGACACUGCGAUGUUGCAGUCCGCAUUAAGAGGCCAUCUCUGCAGAGAGAAACAGCUCAAGGACCUGCUAAAAGAUGCACAGAAAAAGGCAACAAACCGCAGUGACGCUGAAUCCUCCGUAGAAGGAGAGCUGGAUGUGGUUGCCUUGACGAUGGUACAGUCUGCAUUCAGGGGACACCUGGCUCGCUGUAGUCACGCAAUAGAGAGCUCGGGGGUCUCUGUGCCUUCUCCAAUGGGAAACAAUUUACCCACCAUGGUACCAAGAAAAGCUCGCUCAACACACAAAACCAGCAGAACAGGUGCUGCAUCCCCACAUGAACACGAUGAAAAGCAGGAAGAAGACCCCUGGCUCUCCAGCACCCACUCCUCCAGGAUGACACCCACAGCAGAGCUUCACUUCCCAGCUGAGUCUGCUGCAGUCGAUUCAGACGAUUCUGACGACAUCAUCGUUUCUCCGUCACGCCCUAUGAGAAGCAGAGAAGUCUUAAUGUUAUAGACCCUCUGGGUUGUGUUUGAAUGAGUGUGUGUGUGGGUUAGUGUGUAAGAGAGAGAUUGUGUGUGUGUGUGUGUGCAGGGACAAUUUCUGCUUGUUUCUACUCAGAUCCUGUAUGUCAUACAGUACCAAAUCUUUCUGGUUUGGGUUCUUACUGAACCUGCAAAUGAUUGCUGCGAUAUUACAAUAUUAGUAAGGGUAACAUCAAUCAUCCACAAUGUCUGUGUCAGAUAUCACUCACCACUCCCUAUAGUCCUCUAUGUAGAGAGUUUGAUAUACUGUAGUGCUUUUCCAUGUAUACUAGGAAUCAUUAUACCCUAUAUAGUGGAACCAGAGUAUCUCACAAUCAAUAGUGAAAAGUAGUUUUUACAUCCAUGUGUACAGCUGAUUAACCAAACACUAUAUACCAUUAUUUAAUGCACUGAAGGAAAUUGUAAAUUGUAAAAAAUCCAUGAGUGAUGGCAAGAAAAUCAUGUUAAAUAUGAGGAAAUUAUACCACAAUGCUGACACCCUAGACAAAUAACUUUGGGUUUCUUAAUCUUGAAAAAUCGAUCCAUAUAAUAUCAUGUUUUUAUCACAAAAACGCAUUUCGGUAACAAUUAUGCAUAGUCCACCAGUACACUUUUUUUCUUGCUCAACAAGAAUGUAUUUAACAACACGGGAAAUUACCGGUCGUGUGCAACUUUUUUUGCAGAAAGGCCUGAGGUCUAACUUUUCCCACAUGGAAGUAGUAGUAGUAGAAGUUAGGGCUGCUCAAUUAAUCGUAUUUUGAUCGCAAUUACGAUUAUGGCUUGC